Brassica oleracea var. oleracea is the source of this 1904-nucleotide messenger RNA. RefSeq lists its product as uncharacterized. Lineage: Eukaryota; Viridiplantae; Streptophyta; Magnoliopsida; Brassicales; Brassicaceae. The record is from RefSeq and is a predicted model, not a curated record. The transcript has a single exon. The coding region runs from base 51 to 1772 and encodes 573 amino acids.
UCUUCACAUUCUCCUCACAUAUCAAACACUAGCCAUUUUCUACAACUGAUAUGGGUAACAUGUGGGGGAUCUUUAAGCCAAGUCAUGGAGCAUCUAAGCCCCAGAUAUUGCCUAUUCACGAUCACAUCUUAAAACCUUCAUCGUUUUCAGUUGAUUGCACUGGUUGCUCUGAAACUAAGAAUGAUGCAGACGGGUACUUUUGCUUUGAGUGCAACUUCUAUGUCCACAAGGAAUGUGCGGAGUCGCCCUUAGAGAUCAACCACCGUUCUCAUUCACACCCUCUCAAGCUCCGCUGGUGCGGGCCACCUGGUUAUAGUGAUAAACGUUGUUGUUUGUGUGGAGAAACCCUUGGGCUUUUGGUUUACCAUUGUUCCACUUGUAACUUUAGUUUAGACACAGCUUGCGCGAGGAAGCACGAGAUUCCAAGCAUUGACUACCCCAAAGCCCAUGAGCAUAGGCUUCACCUCUUGGCCAAGCGCGUUUCCUUUCCGUGUGCUUGUGGUGAAGACGUCCCUGGAGCUCCUUACGUGUGUCACCAAUGCAACUUCAUGAUCCAUAGAGACUGUCUUUUGCUACCGCGUGUGAUAUACCUCACACGCCACAAGCACCGGAUUUCUCGAAGGUACUUCAUUGGCCCUGGUAAGUUUUCUUGUAAAGUUUGUCGUCUUGAGUUGGAUUGCAUGUAUGGAGGAUACCGAUGCUCCACUUGCCCUGAUUAUGUCGUCCAUCUGAGAUGUGCAACAAGAGAUGAUGUGUGGGAUGGAAUAGAUCAUUAUGGCAAACCAGAAGAAGAAGAGGAGAUCGAAAAGCCAUCGGAAGUGGUAGAUGACAAUUUAAUUAAGCAUUUCAGUCAUGAACAUUAUCUCAAAUUCAAAGAAGGUGGUCUUGUUUGUCAUGAAGCUACCCACUGCAGUGCUUGCGCUCUACCGGUCUAUUUUUAUCCAUACUACAAAUGUUCGGUUUGUGAUUUCGUUCUUCACAAGACCUGCGCUGGUCUUGCCCGGAAGUUAAGACAUGAGCUUCACAAACACACACUUACUCUACGACCAAACACUAAUCCAGAUGAAGAGCAUGGGUACAACUUAUUCAACUGCACUGCAUGUCAGCAGCUCUGCAGUGGCUUCAAGUACGUAUGUAGCAAAUCUUGCGAUGUCCAGAUAGAUGUACGAUGUACUUCAGUUAAGGAGCCAUUCAAUCAUGGAAGCCAUCCGCAUCAUAAGUUAUACCUUACCUCCUCAGAAGCCAAGUUUUGUGAUGCUUGUGGAGUUAAAACAUCCACUGUAUUGAACUGCGUUGAUUGUGGCUUCGCUUUGGGAUAUGACUGCGCCACUUUGCCUAAUAAGGUGAAGCACAAAUGCGACAGACAUUUUCUCUCUGUCUGCUACGGAGAAGAGGCGAGUGGGAAGUACUGGUGCGAGGCAUGCGAAGGAGAAGUCCACCCGAGUAGAAGAUUCUAUACAUGUGAAGAUUGCAGCUCCACUCUUCAUAUCAAAUGCGUGAUUGGGGAAUUCACAUUCUGGAGGCCAGGAACUAUGGCCAUAUCACGUUACGAAGCCGAAGUUAUUCCCAAUGAUUUUCCAUCUCGGCCGUAUUGUUGUAUGUGCCAGCUCCGUUGCGAAGACACAACAGGUAUCAUAUAUAUAUCAGGGAAGUAUAUAUGUUCCUCUACGUGUUUAAAAAAAUUUGUUGGCCGCAACAUUACACAUUCCAAGUCGCCGAGUCUGGAGCAGAUGUUGUCCGAGAUAAGUUAUAUUUUUGGAUUUGUAACAUAGCUAGAAGAUUCUGUAUUGUGUUUUCUUUAAAUGAACUUUGUCUAAGAAGAAAUGAUUGAUAUUUCAAAGUAAUUUUGUUAGCUAAAUUUUUAUUUUGUAAAAAAAAGAAUGAAAAAUACUGAGAGCAGGUUU